UAUUCCGUCACUACUAAGGCACUGCUGCCCAGCCUACUUCUUGGGCCUGGAUUGCGCGCGAUAGUCGGCGCCAUUUAACUCACCUCUUCAACGAUGAAGAUCCAUGAAUAUUGCUGUUGUGCAAUCCCGUUGCAUAAUUUUGGCAUUUACUGUGUGCUCAUCGAGUCAAUGGUUGUGGGCAUAGUUGCUGGCACACUUUCGAUAGCAGCUCCGGCCAUCGUUGGCGCGAAUCUUCCUUCGUUUGCAAAAUGGAUUUUUGCCCUCGUGUGCUAUGCAGCUGCUGGAAUUCAGCUGAUAGGAUUCUUAGGGGUCUUCAAGGAUAAACCCAAAUUAUUCAAGACCUACCAGCGCCUCAACAUGAUAGUCAUCGCAGCCGCUUUUGGAGUGGCUGCUGCCUUCAUUGGACUUGCCGCUGGACGGCACAAGACUGCGGUGACUAAAUGCCAGGAUCACUUCUAUAAAUCGAAUAACAGCACAUCAGCAGUUGACGAGCAUAGUAACACCAUUUGUAGUGUAUUUGCAUGGGUGGACGUGGGGAUUAUGCUCGGUCUAUGGGUUUUACUGGCAAUCAUCCAGUUCUAUUUUGUUGUUGUUACCCGGUGGUAUACGACCGCCCAAGCUGAAGACCACAAGAGACACCUUAGGAUCUAUUCGAUCGAUGCUGGUGGUCCAGACGACAUCCCCCUCAACAACCGAACGAACAACGAAUGGAACUCGAGGGCGUUCCCUGUAACUGAUCCGUAUGACAAUCAAGGCCAGUCGACACCACGAGAGGAACAGUAUAUUCCACCCAACGCUGACUCGACGUAUUAUCACUCACCGUAUCAUUAUGACUAUGAAGAUGGGCCCGGUCCGUCCCGGGACGGCCCAAGUGACGACGGACAUACAUCCCUGCCGGUUGAAGGCCAGGGACACCAAUAUCAGCACAGACCACAGUAUUAGGAAAAUCCAGCU
Molecule: messenger RNA, 954 nt
Organism: Cantharellus anzutake
Lineage: Eukaryota; Fungi; Basidiomycota; Agaricomycetes; Cantharellales; Hydnaceae
Exons: 8
Coding region: 94-942 (282 amino acids)
Source: RefSeq, a predicted model, not a curated record